CUAGUGCUCGGUAGUAACGCGGUUAUGGAUCAUUACAUGUCAACAUGUCACUUCUGAGAGUGUCUGCCUUUGUUAAAUGCCUUAACCGUCGCAGUUUGUUUGAAAAGUGUGCUGUUCGCGUGUCUUUUGCGGACUGCUGUCGGCUGUGUGUGUCAUUAAGGAACAGUUCAGUCAGGAGAAUAUCAGAGUCUCCCUUUCAGCUCCAAAGAAGAAAUGUUUCAUUUGUUCUCCCGAAGGCAGAUGAUGGAAAGAAACGUGUGCUGGAGCAGUCUCAGUUGUUAGAUGUGCUUGAGGCAAGGAUACACCAACUCCAGUCUGAUGUCGUUCUAGAUUUCCAGCAUGCAAAGGUGCAGUUUGUUAAAGCCCCUUCCUCUGGGAGAGGGAGUUUAUCCAGUAAGGGUCCCAAAGGUGGCUCUCAAGAAAAAACUGACAUUACAAAAUCAGGACAGACUGCUUCAAAGGCAGCCACUAAAUCUCAGCCCAGCAGAUGGAUGGAAAAGUUAUCUCGGGAGAAGAAAAUCAAACUUAAGAAACAGCAACACAUCCAGCAGAAAAUCCAGAAUAAGCCUACAGCCAAAUCUAAAGGUAGCAAAGGCAGCUCCAUGCUCCCUGGCACAUCGCACAAGACUAUUUCUACCACAGCUAAAAAGACUGUACCCUCGGUUAAGAAAAGCAAAGAUCACAAGAGGUUGGCUGAUGAGAUUCAGGCUGCAGUUUCUUCAACUGCUUCCUCCACUGCUGCUUCUGCUGCAGUAGUGAUGGCAGCCAUGCCGCAUAAAGCUGCUGAAGGAAAACAGAAAAGGCUGAAAAAACAGGUUCCUACUGAGAGAGCCAACAGAAAACU
Molecule: messenger RNA, 844 nt
Organism: Labrus bergylta (ballan wrasse)
Lineage: Eukaryota; Metazoa; Chordata; Actinopteri; Labriformes; Labridae
Source: RefSeq, a predicted model, not a curated record